Aspergillus chevalieri is the source of this 342-nucleotide messenger RNA. RefSeq lists its product as uncharacterized. The record is from RefSeq and is a predicted model, not a curated record. Lineage: Eukaryota; Fungi; Ascomycota; Eurotiomycetes; Eurotiales; Aspergillaceae. The coding region runs from base 1 to 342 and encodes 113 amino acids. The transcript has a single exon.
AUGACCGAAUCGCUGCCGAAAAUGGCUUCCCUCGCUGUGAAAUACAGCUUCUCUCUGAUUCCUACAGGCUUCCCUGGGCGACCGUAUAAAAUGUCACUUUUUCUCUUCCCCUUGUCUCCCUUUUCUGGCCAUCUCUUUGUCUCUCGUCACGCCUCUCGACGAACUCUCCUUCCCAACCCAGCGUCAACUGUUGCGAGCACUGCCUUCAAAACUCCCUUUUUCUUUAUUCAUAUUAUAUCUGUUUGUCUCAAUGAUGCCGCCUCCUCUUCCUCCUGCGAACCCCAACGAGCACCAGUACUGGACCGAUCCUAUCCUGUGCGAGGAGACUCAGAUCAGACUUGA